This is a messenger RNA of Manduca sexta (tobacco hornworm), 1540 nucleotides long. Its product is annotated as angio-associated migratory cell protein. Gene Ontology annotation, molecular function: protein binding. NCBI's taxonomy places the organism in Eukaryota, Metazoa, Arthropoda, Insecta, Lepidoptera, Sphingidae. The record is from RefSeq and is a predicted model, not a curated record.
UACAAACGUCAAUGUCAACCGUAGAGUUUUGAAGCAUUUUGAAGUGUCAGCGAAGAAAACGUGAAUAUAAACUUAUUUCCAUUCUUAAACGUGUUUGUAUUAUUUACCAGUUUAGAUACAAUAACUUUAAAACUGAAACUCAGGGUAAACAAAGUAAAAAAAUAAGAUAAAUAAGUUUUAUCACAAGAAACAAGAAACGACACGCGAAAGUUUUUGUCAGAGAAAUGCGGAGCUAUGAACAAGACACACCGCCGUCGUCGGUAAACGGUGACGAAAUUAGCGCUAUGGACGAGGAAGGCGUCAUAUACUUUGACGAAAUGGAUGAGCUGCAGUUGGACGACGAUGACAUGGAAGAAGUGACGGACCUAGAAGAAGAUUACACUGACAUGGAGCCGCCAGAAGAUCACGCGUCUCUAGUAUUUAGUAAGCACGUGGGAUCGGUGUUUUGUUGUGACUUGCACCCUGACGGCAAACUAGCGGUGACUGGUGGUGAAGAUGACAAAGCGUAUGUAUGGAAUGUGGAAACAGGACAAAUAGCAUUGGACUGCUCGAGUCACAAAGAUUCAGUCAUAUUUACUGGGUUUAGUUGUGAUGGAGCGUAUUUGGCGACAGCAGAUAUGUCUGGAGUGAUUAAAGUAUGGAAAACUCCCACUGAAGAGAAUCAACCUUGGAGUAUUGUCUUUGAAUAUGAAGCGGAUGAUUUGUCAUUUGCUUUAUGGCAUUUUGGUGCUAAAGUUCUUAUUGUUGGUUCUGUGUCAGGUGAUAUGUACGUAUUUAAAAUACCAUCAGGAGAAACUAAAGUCUUACAAGGACACAACAUCAAAGUGGAAUGUGCAAAGUUGUUUUAUGAUGGUGUGCGGCUGGCAGCUGGCUAUGAGGAUGGUGCAAUGAAAAUAUGGGACUUAAAAUCAUCAACAGUACUACACCAUGUGACUGCAGCAGUCCACCAAAUAAGGGUUACAGCAAUUGAUGUGCAUCCUGACAACAGUCUGGUCGCAUCAGUGUCCACAGAUGGUAAAGUCAUCCUGACCACAACAACCAAUGGCAAGGUGGUGGGACAACUCCAGACUGAAACAGACCUAGAAACAGUAGCAUUCGUCCAAGAUGCACAAUUAGGAUACUUUGCACUAGGUACUUUAACGGGUGCUGUAAGCAUAUGGGAUGUAGCCAGGCAGAUGAUGCGUCACCAAUGCGCCACAUCAGAUGACGUCGGCGGAGACAAAAUGAUUUGGGUUAAAGAUCGUUUAGUCACCGGGUGUCUCGAUGGCUCCAUUCGCGUUUACGAAGGCCGCUCCGGUGAAAAGAGUCUCAUGCUCACUGGACAUAGAUCUGAGGUACUCGAUCUGUGCUAUAACGCGAAACAAAACAUUAUAUUGACUACAUCUGACGACGGAACUGCAAGAAUAUUUAAAUACGAAGUAAACAAAGACAAUGAUUAAUUGUUUUCUUUUCCUUUUUUUGUACUAGUAAAUUGCUGAUUAUGUUGGCAUUUUGUUAAUUUAUACAUUAUAUCAUUAUAUUUUGUUGCUGUAUUGAUUCA